Messenger RNA from Trichoderma harzianum CBS 226.95, 621 nucleotides. RefSeq lists its product as hypothetical. The transcript has a single exon. NCBI's taxonomy places the organism in Eukaryota, Fungi, Ascomycota, Sordariomycetes, Hypocreales, Hypocreaceae. The record is from RefSeq and is a predicted model, not a curated record. The coding region runs from base 92 to 406 and encodes 104 amino acids.
UUGCUCAGCUCAUUACCCAGAGCAAGGCCAUGUGGUGGUGGAUGCCUCGAGCCCCCACAGGGACUGCAGCUCCGGAGCACAAUGAGAUGAAAUGGCUUGCAUUGCUUAUACCUGGAUGCCCUCAAGGAUACCCAUGGUGAGGUGCCGACGAGCCAAUUACCACCUCAGCUUCAAUAGCUAUCUAUUGUCCUUGCAAGGCACGGGCUAUAGUGCGGACCUUGUCCUUCUCAGGCCUGGGCUCGUGGCCCUACUUUGCUUUUUUUUUCUUUCGUUUCUUUUUCUUGUUAGCAGCCAACAACAAGUGCAGGGGUGGCAGCCUCAGCGCCCCAUAUGGCACGGGAUAGAGUUCCGUGCUCCUCCCACCGGGCGGGAAACGUACGAGUACCAGAAAGUUGUGGCUAAUUGACUCUUGCUGCGGAGUGUUGCCCACAUCUCUAUGUCUUGUUGCUCUGACCUGCUGGCCGUGCACGAAGACGGAUUCGAUGCAGCUAAUUACAAGUACUGCUUUGGACUCCGAAAACUCCGCUCCUCACGCCAUUCUCUGACAGCCAAAAGAGACGAAAAGAAAAAAAAAAAGCCACUGACAAGGACCACUACUAGUCGAUUACUCUGGCUUUGGUU